CGCCAUUGGCGGCUACAGCUGUCGAUCAUCGGGUCCCAGCCAGAGAUUCCCCGCCGGUAUCACUGGUAUCAUUGCCGAGUAUCACUGGUGGGGGAGAGGUCUGUAUGUAAACAAUACAGGUCUCUCCCUUGUCAGCUCCAGCAUGCUGCUUUGUAUUGCUCUGCAGCAUGCCUCCCUAGUAAAACACAGCACACAGUAAAACACACACAGCACACAGUUAACCCUUUGAUCGCCUCAGAUGUUAACCCCUUCCUGCCCAGUGUUAUUAGUACAGUGUCAGUUUUAUUAGCACUGAUCACUGUAUUAGUAUCAUAGGAGAUGUCAGUGACAGUUAGUCAGUUCCCCCCAGUGUCAGAAUGCCCGCCGCAGUCCUGCUUUAAGUCGCUGA
Messenger RNA from Staurois parvus, 388 nucleotides. Lineage: Eukaryota; Metazoa; Chordata; Amphibia; Anura; Ranidae. The record is from the annotation of a GenBank genome assembly.